AUGAUUGUCCUUAUUAUUCCUCUGCACGUCGUCGCCCCACCAAUGCCAGCCCGCCGGCUCCCACCAGCUCGCACCAGCCCACCUGGGGCUGCUGGGCAAGCCGUGCCAGCCCAGCCCGUGGAAACGCUGCCUGGGGGCCCCUGUUUCCAUCUGCCAUCUGCCAUCUCGCAUCUCGCCCUCCUCCUCCUCCUCCUUCUCCUCCUCCUGCUGCUACCACCGUCGCCGCCGCCGCUACUGCUUGUGCUGCUACUGCUACUGCUACUGCUUCUCCUCCUCCUCCUCGACCUCCACCUCGCCUGCAUCUACUCCUUCGUCGUCCGGUGUGUCCUCGCCUUCACCCUCGCCCUCGCCCUCCACCAAACCAAACCCACGAGGGCAUACAAGCUCUGGAUGCGCCGUCUCUCCGUUCCCGUCUCCGUCCUCGUCCUGUCCCCGUUCCCGGACUCACCGCCACACUCUCUCAAAUCCCAUAACCACUCCGAUUCGACCAAGCUUACAGCGCCACAAGAAGCAGGCAACCACAGUUCCACACCGACUCCGUCGUCCACUCCGACUCCGACCACUGCCACAACCGUAGUCCCACCCACUCCUACCUCUGCCGUCACUGUCACUGCGAGGAAGCCGCCCGACCACGUCACUCGACAAGACACAGCAGCGUCCGCACCCACGCCCAAGGAUGCCCACGACGCCACUGCAAAGGCAUCUGCCACCAGCAUAGCCCAGCCUACCCACUCCCCUGCCAGCAAUCCGGGUGUCGAUCCGCUGUCACAACAUAUUUUCCAGCGCACCAACACCGAGUCUACCCUCUCCAGGCAACCUCGAAACUGGAGCGUGGCUCCUACAAAGCCAGAUGAUAGUCCAGAGCCACUCGAAGCUGUUCCACGCCAAAGCUCAGACCUGAACGGCAAACAGACGACGCCAUUUGGUGAUGUUGCGAAGGACAAGAAGAAAGGCCCAUCAUUUCUCAGUCGGCUCGGAAUGCGUACCACAAGGAAGGCAAGGGCCGAUGUCGACUCCAUACACGACAGCGAAUCCGAGUACAACGGUGAGUCUCGGAUGGAUGGCUCAGAUGCCCGGGUAUUUUCCGACAUUGUCGAGGCGGGAGGCUUUAUUCCACGCCACAAGGAGCCGCCGAGGUAUAUCCGCACCAAGGCAAACAACAAGAAACACCAAGAGCGGGAGUUCAACCGCAUGUUCCUUGCCCAGGAGCUCGUAGGGACCCAUCCGAAGUUGACCGGUAACGAUGGCGCACAGGCAGGUUCUAAAGUCCCCAUCGUCACCGUGUCUGUGGCUGGUGCCGGUGGCAGGAGGAGGGAGCGGACGGGCGGUGCGAUCUGGGCUACCGAGUUUUCCAAGGACGGGAAAUACCUGGCUGCUGCCGGUAAGGACACGGUUGUCAGGAUAUGGGCUGUCAUUUCUACUCAAGAAGAGCGACGGGCACAAGAGGAGGAAGAGGCUGCUGUAUGUCCUGUGGGCGAACGAUUGUCGACGCCGGUGUUUGUCGAACGCCCGUUCCGCGAGCUCUCAGGCCACACGAACGAGAUUCUCGACCUGAGCUGGAGCAAGAACAACUUCCUCCUCUCAACCAGCAUGGACAAGUCGGUCAGGCUCUGGCAUACCAGCCGUGAUGAGUGCCUCUGCACGUUCAAGCACAAGGACGUGGUGACCAAAGUAGCCUUCCAUCCCACAGAUGACCGGUUCUUCCUCGCAGGGAGUCUUGACAUGACGCUGCGGCUGUGGAGCAUACCUGACAAGAACAUCGCCUACAGCGUGCGCCUGCCAGACCUCAUUACCGCCGUGGCAUUCACUCCGGACGGGAAGUUGGCCAUCGCAGGCCUCCUCAACGGACUGUGUAUGGUCUACGAGACGGAGGGUCUCAAGUUCCAUACCCAGAUACAUGCCAAGAGCUCGCGGGGCAAAAACUCGAAAGGGAGCAAAAUCACCGGGAUACAGACCAUGACGAUGCCCCUUACCUCAGGCGGAUCGGGUGGUACGGAGCCAGGUGGAGUCAAAAUAAUGAUCUCGACAAAUGAUUCCAGGAUUCGAGUCUACAACUUGAAAGAUGGCAGCCUGGAUGUCAAGUUCAAGGGCCACGAGAACGCCUGCACACAGAUCAGUGCCAGCUUCAGCGACGACGCACAGUAUGUCAUUAGUGGGAGCGAGAACAGAAAGACAUUCAUCUGGAAGGUGGGCGCGGCAGCCGUCGGUGACUCCAACAAGCAGCCUAGCGAAAGCUUCGAUGCCCACGGGGAUAUAGUGACUACGGCGCUCUUUGCCCCGGUCAAGACCAGGCAACUCUUGAGUGAGUCCGGAGACCCGAUCUACGACCUCUGCAACCCUCCGCCGGUCACACUCAUGCCCUCGGACGAGGUCGCUGCGACGUCGUCUCAGGCUGCACCCUCCGAGGCCGACAGCCAGGAAAAGUCGCAAGAUCUAGAUAACCCGCCAUUGACGCCAGGCCUGGUCAAGAAGAUCGAGUACUCGCCAGCCUACCUCGCACGGAAAUCCCACAACAGUGGCAACAUCAUUGUGACAACGGACGACCAAGGCAUCAUCAAGGUCUUUCGACAGGACUGUGCCUUCUCGAAACGACGUCAUGAGAGCUGGGAGACCGGCAGCAAUUUCUCAAGAAAGCCUGGUGGUUCCCUGGGACCCGGCCUGGUGCGUUCCUCCAGUAUCAGGACUAGAACCAGCGCCAGUAGCACUGCGCACUCACGACGUGGUAGUCUGAGUACUGGCGGAGCCCUUCCGCCUGGUAUCACUUGGGGUGCACCUGGGACGCCGAAGGUGUCGUCGGACAUGAUUCUAAGUUGGCGCCAGGAUAUCGAAGGUGGCGGACGGCCUCAUUCGAUUGCCGGGAGCAUAGGUACGCCUGUGCGAAGCGAAAGAAGCAUGUCUCCGGGGAAGAGCACGCGGCCAGCGGCAAGCGGCAGCCGGGCAAAUUUAGCCGCGGACGCCAGGAAGCAGCAGUAUGUGAUGGCUUCUCCGCGGAUCCCUGCAUCUGCCAGUGAGGCUCCCGAUAGUCCCACGAACAGUGUGGCGAGCGGUCGGCUGCGGCCGAAAACGGCCAGUGCUGCCGAGGCGAAGAAGCCCACCGGCUCUUCACCCUUGCAUCUUGCGAGCAAAGGGGAUGACGGGCCGGACAACAACCACAGCAGGGAGGAUCUCUCACAGGAAAAACGCCGGCCGUCAACGGCCAAGGAGCGCAAGAGCCCGAAGAAGCCCGAAGAAGCCCCCACGCCUCCGCCUGUGCCCUCAUUUAGCUUUAGGUCCGCUGAAGAUGGGCCAGAAGAGCUACGGCUCGAUCCAGCUGGAGCAAGCUACGGAUUCUGGAACCUAAACCGCUGGAAAGGGCUGGCUGGCCUCAGGGGGUCCAGCGGGGAGGCUAAGUCCAACGCAGGGAAUAAGGGCCACCAAAGGACUGCCAGUGACGCUGUAAUGUCUGCGGCCGAGAAUCGCGAGGCGCCGUCCGAUGGCCCUCGUAGGAAGAGUCUGGCAGCGUCUAGGUCCUCAACGAUGCCUCUCUCGCCAAGCGCCGAUGCGGUACCGGUACCUCCAGUCCCUGGGUUCGAGAGGCGGCCGGCCGGCGGGCAGCGUGGCGCUUCGAAUCUCAGCACCAUGACGGCCCACGAGGAGAACCGCCUUGCUCCGACUGGUUCAGUCAUCAGCAAGCUCAGUUCGGAGCUGACGAGUGACAGUGAGGCGGGCCGUCGGAGCAGCGAUGAUGGGAAUGAUGCCCCAUGUCGAAAGUGCGGGGCGAAGAAGUUCAGGCCCAAGAAGAUCCAGGGCCGUCAACGCCUUGUCUGUGGGCGCUGUGGGAGCGUGGUGUAUGACGAGAGCAAUUGA
This is a messenger RNA of Diaporthe amygdali, 3846 nucleotides long. RefSeq lists its product as uncharacterized. The record is from RefSeq and is a predicted model, not a curated record. Bases 1 to 3846 code for a protein of 1281 amino acids. The transcript has 7 exons. Lineage: Eukaryota; Fungi; Ascomycota; Sordariomycetes; Diaporthales; Diaporthaceae. Gene Ontology annotation, molecular function: protein binding.